UUCGAAACUCGUGGAGCGGCGAUGGACAGCUCUCCGUCAAAACGGCUUAAUUUAUACUUUUGCACUUAAUAGCUUUCCACAAAGCCGAACAAGACGGAAGCGGAACCAUGGAUGGACUUGAAAUGUCUGCAAUGAUACCGGCUCUUCAAGAGCUAGCUAAUGCCAGCGCUGCCGAGUACGAAGCAGCGGUGCAGAAGCCCCGGCAGAUCCUCUGCCAGUUCAUUGACAGGAUACUGACAAAUGUGGAUGUUGUUGCUCUGGGCUUAAAUAAAAAGUCCAGUUCGGAGCCGGCCUGUGUAAUGCUGCUGGAUUUUGUGCAACAUAUAGUCAAAUCCUCAUCUCUGAUGUUUGCCAAUCCUGCCUGUCAGCCUGCUGAGUAUCCAGACACCAUACAGAGCUGCACUGACUUCAGUAAGUGGGUGGCGGUGCGUUUGCUCCGCAUCGGAGCAUCUCCGGGCUGUGAUGUCAUCCACGGCCGGGUCUCUGCUGUGCUGUGCUCCUUGCUUCACUCUCUGCGGGUCCGGGUGCCCUUCAUCUUCAGCUGCCUUGUUCGGGAGUUUGUUUUAAUGGCUCAAGACCUCAGCAACGUCCUGGACGCCCACAUAGCUGCGCUGUGUGGGUCGGACAUCCGCACGCAGAACCAGUGGCCCGUGAAGCUCGAGCGCUUCCUCUUCUCCACCACGCGCGCCUCCUACCUCACCCAGACUCCCCUCGUUCUCUCGUCGCCUGCCGCCUUGGAGUCGCUGACCGCUGUCGCUCUCGGCAUCAUAACCGACACUCUGAGGGGAGUCGUUUCCUGUCGCGACCUGAGCGCGGCCUGGGAGACGGCCUGCUCUGUUUUGGCGAACAGCAACACCAGGCUGAGGAAGAUUUCCAUGGCGAUGUUGCGAAAACUGGUGGAGCUGAGAAAGUUCGACGAGACCCAGAGCCACAAUUUCUUCGCUGCCUUUUUUCACCUGCUCGAAACGUACGACUUCUCGGAUGAGAAGGAGCCCUACGAAGGGGAGCUGCUGAAGCUCACCCGCUGUCUGUUUCAGUCAGCUCACGUCUCUCACUCGGAUUUCGAGUCCGUCUACCUCUCGCAGAUGUUCGAGUGCGUUUGUGCUCUCGCAGGGGCAGGAGUUAAGUUCGGAUCGGAGCUUACCGAAUCCCUCUGCGUUCUCUUCAGCUUCUCGUUGUCUGUCGUCCCGAGUUAUGAAGGUGCCGCCUUGCUGAGGAGGCAACAGGUGGCGGACGUCUGCAGGACUCUGGCGCGCACCAUUGGGACAGAAAAUCAAUCUGAAUGUGCAGAAGGGUUCCUCCAAGCUGCACUUCAGGCUGAGAAAGCUACCGUGAUGCAGAAGACAGGAGAUGGAGAGACGCCCGCCAAGAGAUCCCGCAAAUCUGCCGACAGCGAGCUGGACAUGCGUGUCGGCAGUGAGGUUUGGGCCGCAUUAAAUCAACGUGUUGAGGAGCUGCUGACUGUUCUGAGCUCAUCCUCUGCAGAACCAGAGAGCCUGCAGACCCUGUCCGCCCUGCAGGGUCUGGCCCUCAUCCUGCACCUGGCAGUGCUGUGCUCCUCACCCCUCAGUUCCUGUCCUCUGGUCUGGGUUUCCACUGAGACUAUGAGCCGGGUGCUGAAGAGCUGCCAGUCGGUGCUAGAAGGAGCAUCUCGGCCCGUCUCUCAUCAGGAAUACUUUAAGUCUGCUUUUCAAUCGACGAUCACAGUUCUUGACUCUAUUCUCUACCUGACAUUGAACAGCCAGAUUGAAAAUGGGCUCCAGCGGCGUGUGUGUGCCCUGCUGUCUCUUCCUUGGGUGUGUGAGAACAAGUCUGCUUCGGCUUUUAAGAGUUCAGGGUUUCCUUCCUGGCUCUCCACUUUGGCUCAGAGACUCAGCUUCUGUUAUUCACAUAGAGUCCAGGCGGACUGUGUGUCGCUGCUGGCCUUUCUGCGCCGGGGCGUGUGCGACGGCUGGCGCGUUUGCAUCUUCGGCGACGCGCUGCGGAGCCAGGGCGAGGCGGUGAGGGCCACGGCCGUCGAGGUCUUCCCCAUUCUGCUUCAUCACCUGGGACCCUCACACCACGACCUCAUUGGCACCGCUCUGCCGUCGCUGCUGGAGGAUGAGUCAGAGCGGGUCAAGGUGGCGCUCGCCAGGAUUGUUGGGCAUCUCAGCUGCGUCCAGUUGGAGCUUUCCAAGCUUUGUGACUCCGACGUAGAGGCCACGUGUUCUUCCAAAGUCCUCUGCCUUCGCUGGAGUCUUGCAGCUCAUCAUGCUGGGAAUAAAGCGCCAUUCCUCAAAGCAGCCGUUGUUAAACCAUUCAUAGCUUUACUCAGACCUCAAACUGCCAGCUGUGUCAAACUAGCGUUUCUGGAAGGCCUACCUCACCUCUGCCAGCACGUCAACCUGCUCGGUGCGGACAGCGACUCCCGCACCAUUCUCUGCGCCCUGAUCGGCCUGAUCGAGGACUCCGAUCCCGCCGUUAGGACGCGUUUUAGCCAAUCCGUGCGUUUCCUGCUGACGGAGUCCACGAGGCACUCGGAGCAGGAUACGCUGAGCGAGCUGCUGGUUGCGCGUCUUAAGGAGGCGUUCAGCAACGCCAAAGCCAGCAGAGACGACGACCUGCGAAAGACACUCAUCCUCACCACAGGAGAAAUCGGCAGGGCUUCUCAGGGCAGUCUGGUGUCCUUCUCCCUGCUGCGUCUGCUCCACUGUCUCCUGUCCAAGUCGGCCACUGUGUCCAUUGAUGCUUACACUCAGAUCAGAGCGCUGGCGGCUGCUAAAGAGCUGAAGCUGCAGACCCUGUUCAGCCAGUAUAAGAACCCCAUCUGCCAGUUUCUGGUGGAGUCGCUGCAUUCGCGCCACGCCUCCGCCCUGCGGAGCACGCCCGACCAGACCAGCGAAUCGGCCACUCAGAGAGAGCUGGCUUUGGACAUUCUGGCUCAAAUCGCGCAUGCUUUCGACUUCCCGGACCUCCACCGCUUCCUCACCCGAACGCUCCAGGUGCUGCUGCCGUACCUGGCAGCCAAGGCGAGCUCCACAGGCUCCGCCCUCAUCCGCGCGCUUGCUAUCGAGCUAAAGGCGAACAGGAGAGAGAUUCUGAUCAACAAUUUCAAGUACAUCUUCAGUCAUCUGGUUUGCUCCUGCACCAAGGAGGAGCUGGAGAGAGCAUUUCACUAUCUACAGAGUGAGACGGAGAUUGAGCUGGGUUCCCUGCUCAGACAGGACUUCCAGGGUCUCCACAACGAGCUGCUGCUUCGUCUGGGGGAACACUACCAGCAGGUUUUCAACGGUUUAGCCAUCUUGGCCUCCUUUGCAUCCAACGAUGAUCCAUACCAGGGUCCUAGAGACAUCACCACUCCGGAGCACAUGGCUGACUACCUGCAGCCCAAGCUGCUGGGGAUUCUUGCUUUCUUCAACAUGCAGCUGCUCAGCUCCAGCGCAGGGGAGAAGGACCGCAAGAAAAUGGCUUUGACGAGCGUGAUGGCUCUGAUGCGCCUGAUGGGAUCCAAGCACAUCAGCUCCGUCAGGGUGAAGAUGAUGACGACGCUUCGCACGGGCCUGCGUUACAGAGAGGACUUCCCUCUGCUCUGCUGCCAGACGUGGGAGUGUUUUGUGAGGAGUGUGGAGCCCUCCCACCUCGGGCCUCUCUUGAGUCAUGUUAUUGUUGCCCUGCUGCCCUUGAUCCCCCUGCGGCCCAGAGAGACCGCCGCUAUCAUUCGCUUCCUCAUCCUGGACAACAGGGACGAAGUAAACGACUACCUUCACGAGAUUUACUUUCUGCCCGAGCAUCCGGAGCUCAAAGACAUCCACACGGUUCUGCAAAAUUACAAAAAGCUGACGGCCAGCAGCAGCGACCUGGCCUCCGCUCUGCAGCUGUCGAUGAGAGCCGUUCAGCAUGAGAACGUGGAUGUGAGGAUCCACGCUCUGACCAGCCUCAGGGACAUGAUGCACAGCAAGCAGGAGUGGCUGCUGCAGCAGGUGUGUGCCAGCGAGGCGGUGGAGCCUGUCAUCUCCAGCCUGGUGUCCGUGCUGCUGAAGGGCUGCCAGGACUCGUCCCCCGAGGCCCGGCUCCUCUGCGGGGAGUGUCUGGGAGAGCUGGGGGCCGUGGAUCCUGGACGCCUGGAUCUGUCCCACGCACACUCCAAGGGCGACCGCAACACCUUCGUGAGCGGAGUAGAUGAUCCCAACUUUGCCCAUGACCUGCUGACUGAGCUCACCAGAACAUUCCUGGCCUACGCUGAUAACGUGCGAGCUCAGGACUCCGCUGCGUAUGCCAUACAGGAGCUGCUGUCCAUUUUUGAGUGUCGCGAGGGGAGAACUGACUCAGCGGGCCGUCGCUUGUGGAGGAGAUUCCCAGAACAGAUCCAAGAAAUCCUGGAGCCUCACCUCAACAGCAGAUAUAAGAGCAGUCAGAAGGAGGUGAAUUGGUCCAAAGUGAAGAAGCCAGUGUACCUUAGCAGCCGAGGCAGCAAGUUUUCUGACUGGUCUGCCACCUGGGCUGGAUACCUCAUCAGCAAGGUGAGACACGAGCUGGCCAGCAAGGUCUUCAAGUGCUGCAGCUUCAUCAUCAAACACGACUACAAAGUCACCAUCUACCUGCUGCCUCACAUCCUGCUCUACAUGCUGCUGGGCUGCACACCUGCAGAGCAGCAGGAGGUGACGGAGGAGAUGCUGGCCGUGCUGACCGAGGGCGACGGACGAGGAGGGGGCGGAGUCCAGGAGGCAGCCUCCAGCCUAUCACAGCUCAGCACUCAGACUGUGUUCAGCAUGCUGUCACACCUCACACAGUGGAGCCGCCACAUCCUUUACGCCAAACCCAAAGUCACAGAAAGGGGUGAUUAUGACCGUGUGGUGGCCUUCCUGAAGGGUAUCCCACAGGACGUGCUUGCUAAGGCCUCCCUGCGGUCCAAGGCGUACACUCGAGCCCUCAUGCACUUCGAAGCGUACAUCCUGGAGAACAAGGAGAACAUCCAGGACCACCUCAGCUUCCUGCAGACGCUGUACGCGGCGAUGCACGAGCCUGACGGAGUGAGGGGAGUCAACGCUCUGAGGAGGGAAGAGCCGUCGCUUCAGGAACAGAUACUCGAACAUGAGAGCAUUGGUUUGCUGCGAGAUGCGACGGCUUGUUACGACCGGGCCAUACAGCUGGAGUCAGACCAGAUCGGUCACUAUCAUGGAGUGAUGAUCUCUAUGCUCGGCCUGGGGCAGCUGUCCACCGUCAUCACGCAGGUUAACGGAGUACUAGCCAAUAAGCAGCAGUGGAAGUCAGAGCUGAACACCUACAGAGUGGAGGCCGCCUGGAAGCUUGGGAAGUGGGAUCUGUUGGAAGAUUAUUUGAGUUCAGACCAGCAGUCGUGCACUUGGGGCGUGCGGCUCGGCCAGCUGCUGCUGUCGGCGAAGAAGCAGGAUGCGGAGAGUUUCUACGAGAAGCUGAAGCUGGUGCGGAAAGAGCAGGUGGUCCCGCUGUCCGCCGCCAGCUACGAGUGUGGGACCUACCAACGGGGAUACGAGUACAUCGUCAGGCUCCACAUGCUCAGCGAGCUGGAGCACGCGUUCACCGAGCUGCGGGGCGCUGGAGACGGCUCCGCCCCCAGCCUCACCAAGCUGCCUCCUCAUUGGUCCGACCGCCUGGAGAUGACCCAGAAUUCCUUCAGGGCCAAGGAGCCGAUCCUGGCCAUGCGGCGAGCCCUGCUGAGCCUCAGACCACAGCCCGUGUGUCAGGAGCUGGUGGGCGAGUGCUGGCUGCAGAGCGCCCGGGUCGCCAGGAAGGCUGGGCACCACCAGACGGCCUUCAACGCUCUGCUCAACGCAGACAACACCAACCUGGCUGAGCUGGUCACGGAGAAGGCCAAGUGGCUCUGGUCCAAGGGCGACGUGCACCAGGCGCUGAUCGUCCUGCAGAAGGGCGUGGCCCAGUGUUUUCCUGAUGACCAGCUGCUGACCGAGCCUCGCAGCCUGCAGAUCAAAGGGAAGGCCAUGCUGCUGGUGGGACGCUUCAUGGAAGAGACGGCAAACUUCGAGUCCAACGCCAUCAUGAAGGCGUACAAGGAUGUGACCAACCUCCUCCCAGAAUGGGAGGAUGGGAACUUCUACCUAGCAAAGUACUAUGAUAAAGUGAUGCCAAUGGUGACAGAUAACAAGCUGGAGAAACAGGGGAACCUCAUCCGAUACAUCGUCACCUUCUUUGGAAAAGCCCUGCAGUUUGGGAACCAGUACAUCUACCAGGCGAUGCCUCGCAUGCUCUCCCUCUGGUUGGAUUUCGGAGCUAAAGUGUGCGACUGUGAGAAAGCCGGACGAGCCGACCGACAGAUGCGACAGGAGCUCGUGAAAAUCAACGCAGUGGUCGAGGAGCAUUGCUCCAACUUGGCGCCCUACCAGUUCCUCACCGCCUUCUCCCAGCUCAUCUCCAGGGUGUGUCACUCCAGCGACGAGGUCUUCAAGGUUCUCAUGAAAAUCGUGGCCAAAGUGUUCCUCGCGUACCCGCAGCAAGCCAUGUGGCUGAUGACCGCUGUCUCCAAGUCUUCUUACCCCAUGCGCAUGAACCGCUGCAAUCAGAUUCUUAAGAGCGCCAUCAGUCUUAAAAAGCCUCUGGAGAAAUUCAUUGGAGACGCGAACAGACUCACCGAUAAGCUGCUGGAGCUCUGCAACAAGCCGGUGGACGGUAACAGCACCACCCUCAGCAUGGGCGUUCACUUCAAGCAGCUGAAGCGGCUGGUGGAGGAGUCCACCUUCAGCCAGAUCCUCAUCCCGCUGCAGUCUGUCCUCAUCCCCACGCUGCCCUCUACUGGCGGGGCGAACACAAAGCAUGACGCCUUCCCCGGACAAUGGGCGUACCUGGACGGCUUUGAAGACGGCGUGGAGAUUUUAGCCUCGUUGCAGAAGCCCAAAAAGAUAAGUCUGAAGGGCUCAGAUGGUCGGAGCUACACCAUGAUGUGUAAACCUAAAGAUGAUCUAAGAAAAGACUGCCGCCUCAUGGAGUUCAACUGUCUCAUCAACAAGUGUCUCCGUAAGGACGCCGAGUCGAGGCGCAGGGAGCUGCACAUCCGCACCUACGCCGUGAUCCCACUCAACGAGGAGUGCGGCAUCAUCGAGUGGGUCAGCAACACCGCUGGGCUGCGAUACAUCCUCACCAAGCUGUACAAAGAGAGAGGCAUCCACCUGUCGGGUAAAGAGCUGAGGAAGCUUAUUUUACCCAAAACGGCUGCUUUUGAGGAAAAACUACGAAUCCACAAGGAGGUGCUCUGCGCUCAGCAUCCGCCCGUCUUCUAUGAGUGGUUCCUCCAAACUUUUCCUGACCCUGAAUCAUGGUACAGCAGUCGCUCUGCAUACUGCCGUUCCACUGCUGUGAUGUCCAUGGUCGGCUACAUCCUGGGACUUGGCGAUCGCCAUGGAGAAAACAUCCUCUUUGACUCUUUCACUGGGGAAUGUGUCCACGUUGACUUCAACUGCCUCUUUAACAAGGGGGAGACAUUUGACGUGCCCGAGGUAGUUCCUUUCCGACUUACCCAAAACAUGGUCCAUGCUAUGGGGCCAAUGGGUACUGAGGGUUUAUUUAGACAGGCCUGUGAGGUCACGCUUCGACUGAUGCGAGACCAGAGAGAGCCACUCAUGAGUGUGCUGAAGACCUUCCUUCACGACCCGCUGGUGGAGUGGAGCAAACCAUCCAAAGGACUGGUGAAAACCCAGGCCAAUGAGACAGGCGAGAUAGUUAAUGAAAAGGCCAAAACACACGUGUGUGACAUCGAGCAGCGUCUCCAGGGGGUGAUAAAGAGCAGAAAUAAAGUGCUUGGCCUCCCUCUGUCAAUAGAGGGACAUGUGCACUACCUCAUCCAGGAAGCCACAGAUGACAAAAUGCUCUGUCAGAUGUAUUUGGGCUGGGGUCCAUACCUGUAGAAAGAUAGAUACAUGUUACGUUAAUCAUCAUAAAGCACUUUUUGAGUAAAGUUUCAGUUUGGCUGAAGUUCCUGAUUUUUUUAUUUUUAUUUUAUAAACGGUUUGGAUUGUAUGUGCUGUUUGUAAUAAAGAGAUCGUCUGUUGGUUA
Messenger RNA from Poeciliopsis prolifica (blackstripe livebearer), 8022 nucleotides. RefSeq names its product ATR serine/threonine kinase (gene atr). Lineage: Eukaryota; Metazoa; Chordata; Actinopteri; Cyprinodontiformes; Poeciliidae. The record is from RefSeq and is a predicted model, not a curated record. The coding region runs from base 108 to 7874 and encodes 2588 amino acids. Gene Ontology annotation, biological process: telomere maintenance; protein phosphorylation; DNA damage checkpoint signaling. Gene Ontology annotation, cellular component: nucleus. The transcript has 48 exons. Gene Ontology annotation, molecular function: protein binding; protein serine/threonine kinase activity.